This is a messenger RNA of Fragaria vesca subsp. vesca, 1112 nucleotides long. Its product is annotated as MIP18 family protein At1g68310-like. Lineage: Eukaryota; Viridiplantae; Streptophyta; Magnoliopsida; Rosales; Rosaceae. The transcript is spliced from 5 exons. The record is from RefSeq and is a predicted model, not a curated record. Bases 1 to 501 code for a protein of 166 amino acids. Gene Ontology annotation, biological process: iron-sulfur cluster assembly.
AUGGUAUCCGAGUUGAUAAAUGCAAAUCCAGUCAUCUAUGGAAAGAAAGAGCGGCGGGUUCGUAGUGUUCCAAGUGCUGCAGAUGAAAAUGCUGUUGAACCAAUUGACCAAGAAGAGAUUUUUGAUAUCCUUUCUGAUGUAUUCUUAAAUCAUAUUAGAGAUAUUAAAGACCCAGAGCACCCUUACUCUUUGGAAGAGCUCAAAGUAAUUUCAGAAGAUGCAAUUGAAGUAGAUGAUGUUCGUGGUCAUGUUAGGGUCACAUUUACUCCUACUGUUGAACAUUGCAGUAUGGCAACAGUUAUUGGUCUUUGCCUACGUGUUAAACUCUUAAGGAGCCUUCCUUCUCGAUUCAAGGUCGACAUUAGGGUGGCACCUGGAUCUCAUGCAACUGAAGCUUCAGUUAAUAAGCAACUGAAUGAUAAAGAGCGGGUAGCAGCAGCAUUGGAAAACCCAAAUGUUGUGGAAAUGGUUGACGAAUGCCUCACUCCUUCAUAUGAGUGAAUGAGUUGAUCAUAAGGGGUAAGCCUCGCUGCUCGGAAACACCAGUGUUUUCAUUAGUUCUGCCACAUUCUGAAACAUCAGACGGGGUACAGUUCUCCAUUUGGUUAGUAAACUCCGGGGGAAUUUGUGCGGACUCAUCUGUCAUCUAGCCCUCAGUAUACAAUUUUUCUACCGUGUUACUAUCACUAAAUCUUUUUUUGCCAGUUCUGGCUGUUCUGUCUGAGUGGCGAGCUUCAUAGAUAGGACUAUAAAUGAUUCAAAAACAAUGCGCGUUCUUUAGAAUGUGAGCAUUAUAGUUGGUCUGUCCAAUGAAAUUUUGCGUGCUUCUACUUGUACCCUGACAUAGCACUGGUGAGGGUGCCUAACCCUGGGUGAUUAUUUUAUUUUUUAUUUCUUCUUUUAUCUAGUAUUGCAGAUAUAUAUUGAUCAGGUCAAUUCUGCAAUUAUCAUUUUCAACACAAAUGCUCUGCCCAUUCAAAAAACUACCGGAAAGCUAGUUUCCAAAUGUUUUUUCCACUGACUACGGAAUUUCGAAAAGCUGUAAACUCAGACGCAAUCAUCACCUUUCCUAAGCAAAGUAAGAAACCAUAUUAUCCUCGCUCUCAUUUUUG